UUUCUUUUUGUUUCUUUGUUCAAUGGAGAUAAACGAGCAAACAUACGCUACACUACAGCAAUACUUAUUGCAGACAUUAAACCCUGCAACACAAAAAGAAGCCUCUUUAAAUUUGGCUCAAGUAGAGACCCAACAAGGCUUUCCUUUACUUUUGCUUAAAGUGAUUAGUGAUGAAUCCGCUGAUGCCACUAUUCGUAUGGCUGGUGCUGUCUAUUUCAAGAAUUUUGUGAAGCGCCAUUGGGUGAUGGAAAAUGAAAAUGAAGCAGAUAAGAUUGCUCUACCAGACCGUAUUGAGAUCAAACGACAAAUUGUGCAGCUCAUGAUCACUGUGCCCGAUAAACUUCAGUUACAAAUCAGUGACGCGCUUAGUCUGAUUGCUGCUUCUGAUUUCCCUGAAAAGUGGGAUACUUUAUUACCUGAAUUGAUCAGUAAAUUGAGUCCUACUGAUUAUCGAGUAAACAAUGGUAUUCUUGGUACAGCACACUCUAUCUUCAAAAGAUGGAGAUCAGCCUUCAGAAGUGAUGAUUUGUUUCUUAAUAUCAAAUAUGUCUUGGAUUUAUUCUGUGAACCUUAUAUGCAACUCUUUCAAAUUACAGAUAAACUGAUUGAAGAAAACAACACUAAUUUACAAGCACUGCAGAUUUUAGCUCGCUCAUUGGUACUUUUGAUCAAGAUUUACUAUGACUUGAACUGUCAAGAUCUUCCUGAAUUCUUUGAAGACAAUUUGAAUACAUUUAUGGGCUUAUUCGAGAAAUAUCUUGUCUAUCAAAACCCAUUAUUAGUAACUGAUGAUGAAGAAGAAGAAGGACCAUUGGAACAAAUCAAGACGGGUAUUUGUUAUAUUCUUGAAUUAUACGCUUCUCGUUACGAAGAAGUAUUCCCUCAACUAAAUGGCUUUGUGCCUAUUGUGAUUAAUUUGCUUACAAACACUAAUGGUGAUCCUAAAUAUGAUGCUAUGGUAUGCAAGGCUUUUUCUGUAUUGACUGCCAUUGUCAAGAUUGAACGCCAUGCUCAAUACUUUGCAGAUCAAAAUACACUUGGUACAAUGUGUGAGCGUAUUGCACUCCCCAAUGUAGCCAUUCGUACCUCAGAUGAAGAACUAUUUGAAGACAAUCCUAUUGAAUACAUCCGCCGAGAUUUAGAAGGAUCCGACACAGACACACGCCGUCGUUCAGCAGCCGAUUUCAUUCGUGGUUUGAUGGAGCGCUUUGAGACUCAGGUUACCAAGAUCAUGUCUGACUAUGUCUUUCGUUACUUGCAAAACUACAGUAUUAAUCCUAAAGCCAACUGGAAAGAUAAAAACACGGCUAUUUUCUUAUUGGUUGCUAUUGCUACGCGUUCUGCUACAAGUCAACAAGGUGUCACCAAGACCAAUGAUUUAGUGGACGUGGUCGAUUUCUUUUCAAAGCAUGUCUUGUGUGAUUUGCAGUCUGAAGUGAUGACUGAUAUGCCUAUUCUUAAGGUAGAUGCUAUCAAGUAUGUCUAUACAUUUAGGAAUCAGUUGACAAAAGAUCAACUGUUGACUGUAUUUCCUUUGCUUGUGAAGCAUCUUGAAUCCACUGAUUAUGUGGUUCAUACUUAUGCUGCUAUUGCUAUUGAACGUAUCUUGUUUAUGCGUCAAGGCAAGACAAUGAUGUUUACUUCAGAAGACAUUAAACCUUACUCAGAGACACUUUUGUCUCAACUGUUUAGAUUGAUAGAACAAGGACAAACACCUGAAAAACUCUCUGAAAAUGACUAUUUAAUGCGAGCUGUAAUGCGUGUCAUCAUCACUAGUCGUCAAGACAUGGUCCCUUAUGUGAAUGUGAUCAUGGGCAAAUUAACCAACAUUCUUGCCAUUGUCAGCAAAAACCCUAGUAAUCCUAAAUUCAAUCACUAUGUGUUUGAGAGCAUUGGUGCCUUGAUUCGAUUCAUUUGCCCCAUCUCUGAAGCUGCCUUGUCUGAAUUUGAAAACAUGUGCUUUGGUCCAUUCCAGACGAUUUUGGCUCAAGAUGUUCAGGAAUUCAGUCCUUAUGUGUUCCAGUUAUUGGCUCAAUUGCUUGAACACCACAAGGGUACCGAAUUAACAGAAGCCUACACCGCUCUUUUGGUGCCUAUCUUGAAUCCUGCUUUAUGGGAACAAGGUAACAUUCCUGCUCUUGUACGCUUGAUUCAGGCUUAUUUGAACAAGGGAAUUCAAUCCAUCUUGGCCAGUAAUCAACUUGAACCUAUUCUUGGUAUUUUCCAGCAAAAGCUUGUUUAUUCACGUCAAUUUGAUCAUUAUGGUAUUCUGUUGUUGGAGACAUUGACAAAGCGUGUGCCUAUUCACUUAUUUGGCAAUUACCUUCCUGCUUUACUUUCUGCGGUAUUGAAGCGUCUUCAGAGUAAAAAGAAAGGAGAUCAAAUUAGCUUUGAUAGAUUUACACGUAACUUUACACUCUGGAUGAAUUAUUGCUUCUUGCUUGAAUCCAUGAAUGGACCCGACACAAUCAUUCGUGUGUAUGAAUCAUUACAGCCUGGUCUUUUUGGUCAAAUUAUGUCCUUGUUUAUUCUCCCAGACUUGGUCAAGUUAAGCAAACCUAUCGACCGUAAAAUCAGCGGUGUGGGUAUGACCCGCCUUUUGACCAAAUCAGACAUCAUGUUGAAUGAACCUUACUUGAGUCAACUCUGGUCCAAGUCCUUGUUGGCUCUGUUGGCCUUGUUAGAAUUACCUGGUUCACUUGAGACAGAUGGGCCUGAUGAAUUGUAUACCUUGGAUAUUGAAGAAGGAGGAUAUCAAACUACAUUUGCCAAAUUAGCUACAAGUAACCCUGUUCAAGAAGACCCUACUGCAGGCUUACCUUCUUCUCAAGUCUAUCUUGCUCAACAAAUCAUGGCCAUGGCUCCAGAAAAACGUCAAUUGAUCAAGCCAUUCAUUACUCAAUUACCAGAAGCAGUUCAAUUCCUGCCUGGUUAUUUCUCUAGUGCCAAUAUCUCUUUGGAUCAAUUGUAAUAAACAAAAAAAAAAAA
Gilbertella persicaria is the source of this 2988-nucleotide messenger RNA. RefSeq names its product Cse1-domain-containing protein. Gene Ontology annotation, biological process: protein import into nucleus; protein export from nucleus. Gene Ontology annotation, molecular function: small GTPase binding; nuclear export signal receptor activity. Lineage: Eukaryota; Fungi; Mucoromycota; Mucoromycetes; Mucorales; Choanephoraceae. The record is from RefSeq and is a predicted model, not a curated record. Gene Ontology annotation, cellular component: cytosol; nuclear envelope. The transcript is spliced from 10 exons. The coding region runs from base 23 to 2971 and encodes 982 amino acids.